GACAUUGCGCUCUAGGCCAUGCCAUACGGCAGGCAUGUAGUUGCUUUGCUUAUUGUCGGCGGCCUUCUUGUUCCCAUCUUCAAACGCAUUAUUCUAUCUCCGGUUGCUCUCGCGCUCCUCUUCCCGUUCUUUCUCCUCUCCCUCGUCCUCGGGUUUCUGACUGUCAAUCUUCUCUUUGGAUAUCUCUUGGACUCUAUACGACCUGCACCACGCAAUGCUCUUACGACUGCAGCAAGACCCCUCGCGUUUUCUACGCCAGCGGCAUGGCAAGCGGUCUUGACGCGCUCCCAAUGGUCCCACAAGGCUCCCCAGUCAUUGCCGCCUCUAUACCCCGACGCCCCGGUAGUCUCUGCCGCUAUUAACGAGAUACUGAUCAUGAUUGUUCGCGACUUUGUGCUGGUAUGGUACAAGGAUAUCUCGACUUCACCUUCAUUCCCUACCGCCGUCUCGUCUACCCUACACAGCUCCAUGGACCGGCUCCUCGCCAAAGUGCUGACACUAGACCUAUCCGCGCUCGUCGUCAAGCGAAUUCUGCCAAAGAUUACCGCGCAUAUUGAACAGUUCCGUCAGUCUGAAAUCGCGCUCCGUGGGGCCGGGCUGGAGCGCAAGCUGACGCAGUCGGAGGAGUUGGAUCUGUUGCUCGCGAGUCGGUAUGCUGCACGUGGUGGGGGUAAGCUGCAUUCCGCCGUGGAAAACCUCUCUUCCACCUUCACCAAGCAGUCGGAGGAGAACCAUUUGCGGGAGCUGGUCGACAAGGCGCUGCCUUCCAUCCUCCCGGAGAAGGAGGCCAACAGCCGUGCGGUCAAGAUUGUGGUCCGGGAGAUAGUUGCCUGCUCUGUCUUGUAUCCUGUCAUGGAAAUGCUAUCAGAACCUGACUUCUGGAACCGCAUGAUUGACCAAGUUGCAGGAGCAGCAAUCCGCCAACAACGGUUGAUCUCCAAAGUACGAAACAUCUUGGAGGCUCAGAUCCCGCGACCACAAGCUCCGCUGUCGGAUGCACCGCAGUCGACGACUGAGAAGAUUACGAUCCGCACGGAUCCCAAACAUUUCGAGUCUUUCCUUCGAAGUAUAAGCCGUACAUCCUCGCUCUUAGACGCGAGAAGGCUCAGGAAUGAUAUCAUGGGAGAGAUCCGUCGGACCCGCACUUUGCUUGCUAACAAUGCCAACUCGGACUGGAUCAAUGGAGAGAAGACGGAGGACAUCGUCGCGUUCCUUGACCGUCUAUACACAGCAAAGCGGAAAGUCGAGAAGCGCAUAGCAGCAUUAGGUGGCGAGGCGGACUCGCGGCAGACCAUCUACCAGGAGACAUCUACGACAUCCAAACUCACCCUAAGGGAUACCCUGAUGAACCCCAGCUCGCUCUCAUACUUCAUGGAGUUCAUGGACCGCCGUCAGCGCUCGCUCCUCGUACAGUUCUGGCUCACGGUCGAGAGCUUCAAGAAUCCACUCGAGUCCGUGGACUCGGACGGCUCCGACGACGAAGACGAGCCCCUGCUUGACCCAAGCCAGUCCGCGACGCUCAAGGAAGACAUCUCGCUCAUCAACGAGCUCUACUUCUCCAGCCCCGUCCCCGACCCCGUCCUCAGUGCUGUCUCCAAGAAGCACGUCGACACGAUCCGCUCGUUCGGCCAGGACGCGGCGUCGUUGACCCCUGCCUCGGAGCGGCGCGUGAGGCGGAGCGUGAUGCUCGCGCAGAGGCAGGUCGAGCGGGAGAUGGAGCAGGACUUCGAGGACUUCCAGAGGUCGGAGCUGUGGUUCCGCGUGCUUGCUGACAUCGAGGCGAAUGGCGGGAGGGGUGCUCUCGCGGACGACGGGCCUCUGCAUCCGCGGAGCCGCUCCCCUACGUCGACCCGUCGAGACACCGAGGGCGUUCCCGCCGCGAAGCUAGGGCCGAAAUCAGGAUUACCUCGCUCAGAGUCGACCCCGAUCCUCGGCUUCCCUGGACGCCAGCCACCCACUCCCCACACUCCCACUCCUCCACCUCAGCCGCGUCCAGCGGCAUCGAACCUGCAAGUGCUUAUGUCGCCCGUGGACGAGCUCGACAGUUCCGCUGCGGCAUCCCGCGCGCCGCUCUUUGACGACCCAGAGGACACGGAGCAGCAGAUUCAGGCGCAGCGUAUGGAUGCCAUCCAGGCCGCGCUGACGGACAUUAUCGCGCUCGACAAGCAGCACGCCGCGGCGGGUGCGUCUGCGGACUCAUUGAGCGUGCAGGACUCGGUCUUGAGCGGGGGAACGCGUACCGGGCGCGAGAAGCGCAGGCUCGUGUUCGACGACGAUGUCGAGGAGGACGAGGUGGAGGGCGACCGCUCGCGCGAGGAGGAAGCCGAGGAGCAUGACAAGGACGAGCACGGCUCGUUCCAGCUCGCGGGACCUGGCGACCUGCAGCUGUCGCACGAGAUCGAGCGGCUAGCGGGCAAGAUCGCGAAGCUGCAGACGCAGGACGGCAUGCUCGACACGCUCAUCAAGAAGGCAGAGCUGACGGGAGACGCGCAGGAGCUCCGGCUCAUGCGAAGGUCCAAGGCGCAGCUGACACGAGAGCUCCGCGAGCUGCGGUUCCAGAAGACUCAGUACGAGCAGCAGGAGAGCGCGAACCGCCUCUUGAGCGACCGGACGCGCGUCGCGAUCGUGAACUCGACGGUCGGGGAGGAGGACGGGAAGCAGGUCGUGAGGUAUUUGGUGGAGGUGCAGCAGCUGGCACAGGACGGGAGCUUCGCGUCGGGGUGGGUAGUCGCGAGGAGGUACAACGAGUUUUUCAAUAUGCACAAUAAGUUGAGGGAUAAGUACGUGCUUGUGAGGAAUCUGGAUUUCCCGGGAAAGAGGCUCGUCACGUCGCUUUCGGGCAGCUUCGUGGAUAGCAGGAGGAUUGCGCUAGAAAAGUACUUGCAGAGCCUGAUUGCUAUUCCCGCCGUAUGCGAGAGCCAAGAGCUCCGGGCAUUCCUGUCUCGGGACUCGCCCUUCAUGGCAGCCGAACCGCCGCCGCCUAAACCGUCUACCUCCACAUUCCCGGGCCACGGCCUGGUCAAGACUAUGUAUCAGUCCGUCGCGGAGAGUAUCGACGACAUGUUCUUCGGCCCGUCCAUGCUGGACGUCAUCAUCCAAAGGCUCACUACUCAGGCCGCGGAGUUCGUCGGGAUCACAGGCACGGCCAUCCGUGACGAGGACUUGGUGGCGCAGGCGUUGAAGGCAUCGGGCAAGUCGACGUACGAAGAUGCGCUUAUGCACUUGUCCGGCGACUUGAAGCCACUGGAGGGCGAGACGAGCACGUCGACGUUCUCAUCGCCUAUUUGCGACUUUAUAUUGGCGGUAUUCGAGCUGGACAAGAAAAACAAUUGGCUGAGGAGGCAGGCUAUUGUAAUCAUUUUGCAGCAAGUGCUUGGAGACACGAUCGAGCGAAAGCUGCGGGAGACGGUGAGGUCGUUCCUGGACGAGCCGCAUCUCAUGACAUACAUCAACGUCUUCAAGGAUGGGCUGUGGCCUGGGGGGAACCUCAAGCCUCCGAGCGUGCCUCGGACCGUCGAAGAGAAACUGCACACGAGAGACGAGGCCAACCGCAAGCUGUCGGCUCUCAUGCCGGAUCUCGCGGCGAAUAUGAUCGGACGCUCGAAUGCCCGUCGCGGUGCCCGCCGGAUAUUCGCUGUGUUGCAGAAUCGCCGCCUGAACCAACAUCUGAUAUACACUAUCGUGGAUGAGGUGUUCGCUGCCUUGUUCUGAACAGUCGUCGCUAAUCUACGGUGGCUUGUCAAUGUUGUAUGCUGCACCAGUUGCGCAUGUCCCGGUAUAUUGACAGUGUAUCGCAUCGAUCUCCCGUUACUGGUUCAGGAUCCGUUGGUCCCCACUGGCAAUUGACUGCCUUUGACUUAAAA
Molecule: messenger RNA, 3863 nt
Organism: Dichomitus squalens LYAD-421 SS1
Lineage: Eukaryota; Fungi; Basidiomycota; Agaricomycetes; Polyporales; Polyporaceae
Product: PhoX domain-containing protein
Exons: 9
Coding region: 19-3711 (1230 amino acids)
Cellular component (GO): intracellular membrane-bounded organelle
Molecular function (GO): phosphatidylinositol binding
Source: RefSeq, a predicted model, not a curated record